AUGGCCAAGACACUGCUCGGCGCCUUCGCCCUGGCAGCGCUCCAGAUGCCCUCCACGCUUGCCUUCCGUAACACAUCGCCCUUCUUCCUCCUCUCCUCCGCCGACCUGCACAUGCCCAGUACUCAUGGCGCCAUUGCGGAUUCGUCAAGUAUCACUGCGCAGAUCCUCGAAGCCCUGAAGGAGUGCCCGACUCGCUCCUACAUGAUCCUCGAACAGCACGCUGUCUCCUCUGAUGACUUUGCAGACUCCCGCAACGCCCCACAACUGAGCAGGCUCACAAGCGGCGCGCAUCCAGACGUCAAGACCACUUUUGUCACGCCAGAGGUAAUCGGCCAGAUCGAUGUGGCAGCUAUUAGGAGACAUCUCCAGUCGCAUUGCGCGCCCAAGGAUGCAUCCACAGAUGCGUGGAUAGAGAGCCAUCUCUCGCAAGAGCUAGCCAAAUCUCCCAACCAGGCGCAUCGAAAAGAGAAGCUCAUCAACGAUGACGCCGUUCUUGGCGACUACGUAUUGGAGAGGGCAAAGGAGCGGGACUUUACCGUCAUCUACAUCACCACUCCGCAGACCGAAUCGCAAGCCAAGGUGCAGCUAGAACACUACACCUACGAAAGCACUUUUCCCGACUUUGUGCAGAUGGAGCUGAAGCGCGACCUUUCUGCACACGAGAAGCAACCGAGGACGGCCGAGGGCGGCCUUUUUGAACAGUAUCAGUUCUUCACGCCAGGAAUCUUCAUGGGAUUCGUUGCCAUCGUCCCACUCUUCCUCAUCCUCGUAGUCGGGAUUCGAGCCUUGACCAGCCUGGAGGUUUCAUACUUUGCUUUCAGCAAGGACAUGGGUCCCAAUGCGCAGAAGAGGCAACAGUAG
Messenger RNA from Plenodomus lingam JN3, 861 nucleotides. RefSeq lists its product as uncharacterized. Lineage: Eukaryota; Fungi; Ascomycota; Dothideomycetes; Pleosporales; Leptosphaeriaceae. Gene Ontology annotation, biological process: fungal-type cell wall biogenesis; (1->6)-beta-D-glucan biosynthetic process. The record is from RefSeq and is a predicted model, not a curated record. Gene Ontology annotation, cellular component: endoplasmic reticulum membrane.